Messenger RNA from Acaulospora colombiana, 747 nucleotides. The record is from the annotation of a GenBank genome assembly. Lineage: Eukaryota; Fungi; Glomeromycota; Glomeromycetes; Diversisporales; Acaulosporaceae.
AUGUCUAUGAGCACCACUGAAGAACAAGUGUCAGUGAUACUGGAGCCUGAGGGGCUUUAUGAGGACACGACCAUCGAGACUUCCAUUCUGGCAUCAUCGUUGUCCAAACGGGCAUUCGAAGUUCAUCAGUAUCGUCUCGGUGAGGAGAAACCAUACACGGACAUCCCAGAGACGCUUCGUUCUCGCGUGCAUGGUCUGUUUGUCUUUAGACACUGGGUUACCGAAGAAGAUCUGUUGCUCUUCCCUAAUCUACGAUCUGCAACUGUCCAGGUGUGUAUUUCAGAAGAUCAACACUCAAGUACUGAUGGAAUGGAUUCCCGGCGAAUAGAUUAUGGAACGACCGAAGUGGCAGACCACGCCAUCACGUUAUCUCUUGCUCUCCGUCGGGGCGUCCUUUUACAUCACGACCUUCAACGAAACUUCAUAUCCAAAAAGCAUGCUGACUGGACUCACUAUCCAACUCCGCUGCUCCAGCGGCCGUCCGCCCAGAGAACGUUUGGUGUCCUAGGACUGGGUCGCAUCGGUACAGCUGUGGCAUUGCGGGCAAAAGCACUGGGCUGGUCGACUGUCCUCUUCUUCGAUCCUUAUACUGCGAAUGGGAUGGAGCGGGCUUUGGGUCUUCAGAGGGCGAGAACCAUAGAAGAGCUCUUUGAGCGCAGCGAUACGUUGAGUCUGCACGUCCCCCUAACUAAGGAGACAAGGGGCAUAGUGGGGAGUGUGCUAGUCGGAAGGAUGAAGGAAGGGAGC